AAGAAAAGAAUCACUUCAAAUUUUACUCAUGCAAAGAAAGAAUAAUUAAGAUCAUCAUAUGAAGCCCAAAUUCUCCCCUUUCAUGACCACUCCUCUCCCUUGUCUCCUCCUCUUCAUAAUUAUCUUCAACAUCUCUACCACAUUUGUUGUUGCUGAUCUUGUCCAAAAAGCUUGUAAAAAAUGUGAAAUUGACGAUCCAAACAUCAACUACAACUUCUGCACUUCAUCUUUUCGUGCUCACUCGGGAAGUGAUUCGACCGAUCUUCGAAAACUCGGUGCUAUCUCAUUGAGUUUGAUUCAAAGAAAUUUAAGCAGCUCAUUUGAGUAUGUGGAAAAGCUAUUACAAAACAAAGAAAUAGAUUCUUAUAAAAGGGUUCGUUUAAAUGAUUGUCUAGAUGUCUAUUCGGAUGCCAUUGUUACUGUGGAAGAAGGAAAGAAAGCAUAUAAAGAAAAACAUUAUGAUGAUGCUAACAUCAAAGUGAGCGCAGUGAUGGAUUCUGCUAGGGUUUGUGAAGAUGGGUUUAGGGAAAAAGAAGGUGUCUCCUCUCCAUUGACAAAGUGGAAUAAGGACAUGUUUCAAUUGGCUGCCAUAGCUCUUUCAAUCAUCAAUAUGCAUCCGUAAAACACAAUAAACAAUUCAAGGUGACUGCCACACCAUGAACGAGAAAGAUAUAGAUUGUGGUGGCUUCAUUCAAUAAAUUUUAAAUUAAGGUGAUCUUUUUUUUGGAAACUAUGCCACAAUAAUUUGUCUCUUUGUUUUCAUCAAUAAGAAAAAUGGACGUAACCUAAAAAAUUUUCAAGUGAUCACGCAACUUAGUACUACAAAAUUCAAAUAGCUAUACUAUAAACUACUUCUUGUUAGUUUUGUAUUAUAGUUUGUAAAAAUUCAAGUAGGGUUGUUAAUUAUGAAACUAUAUUGGCUAUUUUGUUAA
Cucumis sativus (cucumber) is the source of this 932-nucleotide messenger RNA. Its product is annotated as putative invertase inhibitor. The record is from RefSeq and is a predicted model, not a curated record. The coding region runs from base 59 to 622 and encodes 187 amino acids. Gene Ontology annotation, molecular function: enzyme inhibitor activity. Lineage: Eukaryota; Viridiplantae; Streptophyta; Magnoliopsida; Cucurbitales; Cucurbitaceae. The transcript has a single exon.